Hyaloscypha bicolor E is the source of this 1130-nucleotide messenger RNA. RefSeq lists its product as uncharacterized. The record is from RefSeq and is a predicted model, not a curated record. The transcript is spliced from 2 exons. NCBI's taxonomy places the organism in Eukaryota, Fungi, Ascomycota, Leotiomycetes, Helotiales, Hyaloscyphaceae. The coding region runs from base 158 to 934 and encodes 258 amino acids.
GCGCAGAUCAGUAGCUUAUAAGAGCUCGAGCUUGCCCUAAAUUCCAUUUCUUCCACCAAACAAAACCACAAAACUCAAUUCAACUUACUUACCUUUAUUCUGCGAAUACCAUACCUUCAAGUCAACACACCCCAAUCAACCAACACAAGCAAGUAUCAUGGCUGCCAACGGAACCAACGGUGCGACCGAGGCCCCGGAAUACCUCUUCCACGUCAAGCGCACCAUCACCGAUUUCGCCGAGGAUAAGUCUGGCGCAACCCGCGUCACUGACAUCUUAGGUACUUUCACCUCUCUGGCUGCCGCCAAGAACGCUGCUCGCGGCGCCCUGGCAGCAGAAGGCUAUAUCAAGGAUGACUUCGAGGUCCUGGAGCAGAAGGACGAGGCGGAUUCAGAAGAGUGGAAGCACGGCGAUGGCUGUCUCGUCUUCGCCAAGGCUCCUAGAGGCCAGGAGUUCGAUGUCCGCAUUGAUACCAAGCCCAAUGUCUUGAAGUUGAAGGGCAAUGCCAGUGGUGAGGUUGAUGGUUUCUUGCACUAUGUCCUCCAGACAACCAUUGACUACAACAACGACCGCAUCGGCGGCAUCCAGCGCACCGAAGUCGAAGGCACAUACCCAACCCGCAAGGCCGCCUUCAUCGCCGCCCACACGGCUCUUCUCGAUGACGAAGUCACCAAGGAGUCCUUCGCUGAGUACGACGAGAAGGAGCAGUUCGAGGGCGAGUGGCCAUACGGCGACGAGGUCUUGGUCCGCGCUGUCGGCCACACGGGCGAGAAUUUCUACGUCGCUGUCAAGGCCCAGCCGCACUCCCACAAGGGGCAUGCUUGUUCUCAUCAUGGUGGCAAGACGUGCGAGUGUCCUUGCACGAAGACGGAUGAGGGUUGCAAGCGGAAGGCUUGCAAGCAUGAUGGUUGUGAGGCGAGCAAGACUUCUCAUUAGAUGUUGCUUUUUUCGCACUUGCGUUGAUGGCUAGUCUUUUGUUGAGUCUCUCGUUUUCUUUGGUUUGGGGAAUUGAUAUUGGGUGCUUUUUGGCGCUGCAUAAGGAGAGGCGUCUUGAGGAAUGGAUGACUUGAGAAAAUGAAAAAAGCAUCGUGAAGCCAUGGACAGGUAAUCGGCGACAGGAUAAUCAAUUGCA